CGAGCCUUGCGCAGAUGAUGGCACAGAUGGCGACCGAUUUCGUUUCCCUAUUAACGAACGUAUAUUGAUCUGUCUACGAGCAAAUAAAACGUACCGAUUAUGUCUUGCGAUUAUGCUUCUGGUCUUUCAGAAUACGCGGACAAAGGUAUAUGUGGACAACCCGAGCAAUUCGACGCGGACGAUCUGCUUGAGGACAAAAUAAGUCGCUUUUCCGAGUGGGUGAAGGCCGCUAAACACAUCGUUGUCAUUACCGGCGCGGGCAUCAGCACCUCAGCUGGAAUUCCCGACUUCCGCGGACCAAAAGGCGUGUGGACACUCGAACAGAGAGGCGAGAAACCCAAUGUCAACAUCUCCUUCGACGACGCCGUCCCCACGGUAACCCACAUGGCGUUAGUCGCACUGGCGGAACGCGGGAACCUCAAGUUCCUCGUGAGCCAGAACGUCGACGGACUUCAUCUGCGCUCGGGCUUUCCGAUGGAGUUGUUGACUGACCUUCACGGUAAUAUGUUCCUCGACCGCUGCGACCAGUGUGGCAGGCACUUCGUCCGGGUGACGGCCACCAAGUCCGUCGGACAGAAACCAACGGGUGAACUCUGUUCCGUCCCGAAAAGGAACGGUCGUCAGUGCCGCGGUCACUUGCACGACUCCAUCCUGGAUUGGGAGGACGAGUUACCACAGGAGGGACUCGAAGCGGCAGAUUUACACUGCAGAGCCGCGGAUUUAAUAAUCUGUUUGGGGUCAACCUUACAGAUUGUGCCUUGUGGGUCAUUGCCGUUGCUCGCCAAGAAGACGGGAGGUCGAAUUGUCAUCUGCAACCUUCAACCGACGAAAAUCGACAAGUCUGCGAACUUGAUUCUGCGCCAUUACGUCGACGGCGUGAUGAAGAAGUUGAUGGAGAGGCUCGGUAUGGAGGUCCCAGAGUACACCGCGGAGAAAGACCCAACCAAGCAGAAGAGGGAAGCGCUGCUGGUGUAUCCUCGACUCAAACUGCCCGCAGUUAAAGUUGAAAGAAAGGCCCCAAAAAGGACAGUUAAGCGUGGCAGGCCCAAGUCGGUUAAGGUGAAAAAGGAAGAACCAAUAAAGGCAGAGAUUGAAGCUAAUGUCUGACGUAAAUGUGGGUCUUAAAAAUGAAACUUACGUCAGGCACAAUGGGUAUCGAGGCAGUAUCACACCCGUAAGAAUAACGGAGCUCUUCAGCUUUGAUGUUGGCGGUGAUAAUGGAAGAAAAAUGUUUUCCCGUAGUUGCCUAAGGUGGGAGUGACACUCUUUGGAACUCGGAAGAUUUAAAAGGAGCAUGGCAAAGCUUUCUGAAUCUCUAACGCAGUCAUCUCAAGCAGCACAAAUCAUGCUCUAUCCCUGCAGUGUCUGUGCAAAAGCGACGCUGUAUUGUCCGUGAUGUUUUACACUUCGAGCCUCUCCAUUCUACUUAGUAGCACCUAUGUGCAAUAUGUAUGUGCUGCCCAAUACAUUGUAUGCCGUUUUAACUUGUGCUAGAAAAGAGCGUAGUGCUGUGCUUGUAUUACCUACAGUGUUUUUUUUUUUUUUUUUUUCUUCUUUGCUUUCCUAAGACCCAUUUUAUUGCUUGUCAUAUUUGGUUGAGUUUUAUGGUCAACCAGGAGCUCUCAGAUCUCCUAUGUGGCUUGCUGUUUUAAGAGUACAUUGCUUCGAAUUAUGCGGGAUGAUACUUUAUAAUUUCACGUAGUAUGACUUCAUCACUUCUGUAGUUGUUCGGAGUUCAUGCAAAUACAGGAUAACCUCUAUAUAGUGAAGAUGUGGAUGAUGUGAAGUAAAUCUGCAGUCCUCAGUGGUGUUGCAACCCCAAUCAUGAACCACUGGUAUAGUGGUUCGGCAAACUUCGCCAUAAAGAGGUUAGGCACUUAUGAUUUGCAAACUGCACAAAAGUUCCAGAGAUGUUACAAUGUUUUUGCAGUUGGACCUGCAAGUGUGCAUAGUUUGACAAGCCUUGCAGUUUCUAUAAGUACCGAAACUGUACCGUUUCGGCCGACACAGCUGUCCAGUGCUCAUAGCGCGACGUUUGCGUACUUAUGAACACACCACGUGCAGCCAAAGAGCUUCAGCUUUUUUUUUUUUUUCCUUUAAAAUUUCUAGUCCUUUUUGCCCAAGCAUGUGAAGGCUGGUAGCCAUUUGAAAUCAAAAGCUAAAGACUAAAGCUAAAGUUUUUAUAGUUUUAACAUACUGAGUUUGAAAUCACGUGCUACAAAUAGACACCAUGUACAAGCAGCUGUAAAUGCCAUUUGUUUAUAUGUUUUUCUCAACAUCAUCCUUCUGAUGCACCAGCAGAGCUUGCUGGGUGGCGCCCCAUAAUAGGUAUUUUCCUGGAUGUCAGUCAGCCUAUGACAAGAUCAAAUGAGAUAUAAUACACAGCAAGACUUACAGCAUCAUAAUCCAUACAGAAUACCAAUACGUGGCAGCUUCCUGAAUCGCAACAUUCGUAAAGGAGAUUGACGUUCAUAUUUGUUGAAGCACAGCAAGCGUUUUUGAAUUUUCUGAAUAUAAGCACAAAUUUUGUGAGUUUUUUCAAACUACUACUUUAGUUUGGUAUUGCUGGUGGUAAUGUGGCAUUUUUUAGGGGGUCAUGUCUUUUCAAGCUACAGCAUCGUAGCUUUUUGUCUGUACUCCCUGCCAAACCCUCGGUAAAAUAAACAUUAUUAUUAUUAUUAAUGGAAUAAUGGGUCGCCUCAAAAUGAGGACCAAAGUCCUAUUGUGUCCAAAAAAGUUGAGUACCUCAACAGGUUCGUGACAUCACAGGUAGAUAUACGUACUUCAAGAAAGUGCCACUUUGUUCUAUGCUUAAUGGCAAAGAGUAAAGAAAUAUGCUAAUCUCACAAGACAUCUCUGUCUUAACAUUGUUUUCAUGACACUUCUGUGACCUGAAAAUUCAUGACAUAGAGCUACAUCCUUUUUGUCAUGUGAUGCGAUUUUAAAAGACGAUCAUUGUAACCAUACUAUAGGAUGAAUUCCUUCAAUUUGAAACUCGAAUAUAAAAUUUCAAGUGAGACUUCAUAUCGAAUACACGCUUAUGUCGCUGCAAGAUAUUAAAAAAAUAUAUAUAUAUUUGCACAGUGUUAUGCCUUUCCCCGUUGUGAUUGCUUCGUGUAGAAUCUCGUAUCAAAGUUUGUAUAUUCUGACAUGUGAUCAGUGAUGCUUAUUUAUACUUCUGUGCGUGUACGAGUGUUUGUAUUAACAUAUUUGCAUUCCAUCUUCAAUAAACACGUACUGAAAGACGACACUUCAAAAUCA
Molecule: messenger RNA, 3261 nt
Organism: Ornithodoros turicata
Lineage: Eukaryota; Metazoa; Arthropoda; Arachnida; Ixodida; Argasidae
Gene: Sirt6
Product: NAD-dependent protein deacetylase Sirt6-like
Exons: 1
Coding region: 100-1107 (335 amino acids)
Biological process (GO): negative regulation of transcription by RNA polymerase II
Cellular component (GO): nucleus
Molecular function (GO): transcription corepressor activity; histone H3K9 deacetylase activity, NAD-dependent; NAD+ binding
Source: RefSeq, a predicted model, not a curated record